AUGAGCUGCGACGAAGCCGACUUGGAGACUCCAAUUGUGGCCGAUGUGGAUGGGGAGACUAUUGAUGACCUGCGCUUGCAGCAUGUCCAGGAGCCGGCCGGAGAAUUUAACUUUGAAGUUUCACAUGGCGGAUAUGCACGUAGUGCACGAGCGAAACACGCACUCCUGGCCGAGGAAACGGCGAUCUCUCACAGCACCAAGAGAAUUGUUCAGGUGACGGGUUUGCUGCUUUUGGGACUUGCACUAUUCUUUUGUCUCUUCAGAGAUCGGACACAGAUCCCAACGAUGAAAGAAGAGUUCGCACCACUCAAUGCUGCAGAAGCCUGUCACACAGCAGUCCCGGGAGAUUCUUGCUACGGUGCUGUGCUUUGGCACAAGUGGAUCGGGCUGAUCGAACAACCGUUCAAGUACAACAUCACAAGGCAGGCCAAUCGCCAUACGGUUCAAGAAUGGCUUUGGCAAAACAAGCAAGCGGGAUGCCAACGCCCCUGCCCAGGCGAAUAUCCAGUCCCGACAGUACCAUCAGCGGCAGCUCCAAGAAUCUACUGCUUCUCAGUGGCCCGCGGCGGUGAAGAAAUGGAUGCAAUGUUUAUGCAGCGUCAGAGUGGCACUGGAAUUUUUGGCUGCAACGGGUAUGAUGUGUACAGUGAUCAGAGCAUUAAUAUUGAUGGAUAUAUGACCAAACUCAUCCCUUCUACCGCAGCCGGAGUCAGCGUUGAUCAGACAGCAGCGAAUUCACAGGUCUUCAUGAAAACCUGGCUGGACAUUCUCAAUGGCAAUUUUUGGUACACGUACGAUUUCCUCGCGAAGGUGGAUCCAGAUGCCGUCCUAUUUGCUGAUCGCUUGCGUUGGCACGUUCAAUCACGUGUGGGGCAGAACGUCUUCUUUCUGAACUGUGCUGUCCAUGCGCCAGCCAUGUAUGGAGCAGUAGAGGUCUUCUCAAAAGCAUCCUUGGGGGCAUACAAAGACUCGCAUGCUCGUUGUGAGCAAUCGCUUCCCUUCUGGUCUUGGGGUGAAGACAGGUACAUGCAAGAGUGCCUGAAGAUGUUGGGGGUAGUGCCAAUUUCCGACUACAACAACAAUGUACGCGACGCGCGCUGCUGGGGAUCUGAUUGUGGCAACAAAGGUGCGGUGGCCUUCCAUGCGUACAAAACGGUGAACAGUUGGUACCAUUGCUACCUGGCAUCCGCAUGA
This is a messenger RNA of Durusdinium trenchii, 1194 nucleotides long. The record is from the annotation of a GenBank genome assembly. Lineage: Eukaryota; Dinophyceae; Suessiales; Symbiodiniaceae.